Cherax quadricarinatus is the source of this 2191-nucleotide messenger RNA. The record is from RefSeq and is a predicted model, not a curated record. NCBI's taxonomy places the organism in Eukaryota, Metazoa, Arthropoda, Malacostraca, Decapoda, Parastacidae.
CAUCAUCAAAAUGAAAAGCAGAGAGCGGGGUGGAAAAGGCAUAAGAGGAGGAAGGAGUCGAGGUAGGGGAGCAGCAGGAAGAGAUGCAGGAUUCACAAGAGGUGGUGGUGGAGGUGGUGGGCGCAGUGGCAUUAUCAGAGGACGAGGAAGAGGCUCACUGCGGGGUCAGAACAGAGGAGGAAGAGGCGAAUCAACACCCCGUGGAAGAGGAAGAGGAACAUUGAUGGCACGUGGAGGCAGAGGUACUAGAGGAAGAGGUGGUGGAGGCAGAGGUACUAGAGGAAGAGGUGGUAGAGGCAGAGGUAUCAGAGGACGAGAUACUAGAGGAAGAGGCACUAGAGGAAGAGGUGCUAGAGGAAGAGGUGCUAAUGUAAGAGGAAGAGGAAGAUUACCUAACACUCAAGAAGGUUCCUCGAGUCACUUUGAGAAUGAGCACCAGGAAACCUACCAACAGGUAAUGGGUAACGAUCAACAAUUCAACCAACAACUUGCAAGGAGAAAAAUUCAACAAGCACGCAGGACAUUAGCAACGUCACAACAGAAUAACAGGAAUCAGGCAAGGCACAAUAUUAUUGAUGAACGAAGAGGUAUUGCAGGAGGAAUGAAGCAGACCAAGGGCAAUUUAGGAACACCACUUAGAGUGCGUGUGGGCAGUGGAACUAUUGUUAGGGGACUACGCUCGGACCAACUUCUACUUCACAAGAUGAAGCACAACUAUAACACUCACUCAGAUUCAAGAUUGAACAGUACAGAAACAUAUGCAGAAAAAACAACUGGAACUGGAGAGACACAGAGAGGGUCGAGCUCGGUAGUGUCUCUCUCAUAUCAACGAGGAUUGACUGUUAGUAUAAAAAACAACAUUGCUUCACAUCAUUCACAGCACAAUGGCACUAUUCCUAGAAAUAGACCACGUCUCAACAGAAACAGAAUGAACCAAAUUAAAGCCAGGAGUUAUGGUCCAGCAACAUUUACAGUUGUAAAUGAUCAUGCCUAUCCUCCAGAGCCUCCAUUUCAAAUAUCUCAAGAGCGUCCCAGAAAAUUAACCAAACGUAAUAUUAUCUCAAACAGGGAUCCAAGAGCAAGGAUGGCAGCGCCAGUGUUGAAUUUACCCCCAGAAAAUAUACGUUCGGUACCUGAACCCCAUCGGCAAAUACUGGAUCCUAAAGUACAAAAAGAAAUAGCAAUGUUGCAGGGCAAAGAUGAAAUAUCAUUAAAUAAUGGUCCAGGUCCAGGAGUGAAAGGGUUCAGACACAUCCCUAGCCAAACUACACGUUCCCUUAAUGAACGCUUUACUGAAGAGAGAAUGGUAACUGGUUAACCUGUCUUGUAUUGUUAUAAUACAUCUUGCUGUAAAAAAGCUUAGUGCUAAAUUUAGCCUUAAUGCUAUGUUUUUGUGGGGGCUUUGUUUUUAUGAGGUAAGAUUCUUUAAACAAAAUUGUAUAGCUAUAUUGCGAUUUAAGAAUUACCUUUUACUGUAAUUUAUUUUUUCAUUGGUAGUUUCUAUAUUUUCUCUUCUUUACAAAACAUAGUUUAAAUUGCAUAUUGUCUCAAUAUUUGUUAAAUAUACAAUAUUUUUUUGGGCAUGGCAAUACAUAUGGCAAGAUCUCAUGUUCUGGACUUUAAUUAAAAAAGUCACUGUUUUAGGCAUUGACAAAGUGAAGUAACAUUUUACCUGGCAUGUUCAUUUUCAUUUACAUUCAGUAGUUUAAGUAAUUUCAGUAUUGAAUAGUUUCAUAUUAUGUGAAUAUAACUUUUGCCUAAAUGUAGGCAGUUUGACUUAGUGAUGGUGUGUAUCCCUUUUAACUGUAGGGUUGUCAGACAGCAGGUAAGAAUAUUUUUCACUGUAAAUGGAUUUGAUAUAAGAUAUCUUGAUUUUAUAUUUAUUAGUGAGCCUUUAUAAUUGUACCCUUCUUUCAAUAUUUUUUUGCUAAACGACCAUAGAUCUUAUUGUGCUGUAACAAGUUGGUUUGUAAGUAAAUUUUAAAAAAUUAGUAUGAUGUUUAAAUUAUUAAAAAACUUAUUUAUCAAAAAUAUUUGACUAACAUAUUUUAGUGGAGGACUGUGUUAUGCAGGGUUCUAAAUUAGUCAUUCAAGUAAAUUUAAAUAUCUGUGCCAGAUAUGAAUUUUAGAGCACUUAAACCAAAGUGUAGAUGUUAUUUUUACAUUAAAAGGAAUAAACAUUUAAAAAGAA